ACACAUAUUGCAAUAUUAUUACGAUGGAUACGACACCAAUCUUCCAGUCCAGCUUCUCCAUCCGAUCGCUGCUCUCCGUGGACAAAAAGGAGGAGUCCCCCAUUUCGAAGCACAACUCAGGAAGCAGCUUCAGCUCAUGCUCGAGCUCCAGUUCCAACUCCAGCUCGGAUUCGAUGGCUGCAAAGAGCAAUGCAAAGCCGGCUUUCACCUACAGCGCCCUCAUAGUGAUGGCCAUCUGGAGCAGCUCCGAGAAGCGUUUGACCCUAAGCGGGAUCUGCAAGUGGAUCGCGGACAACUUCCCGUACUAUCGCACCCGCAAGAGCGUCUGGCAGAACUCGAUCCGGCACAACCUGAGUCUCAAUCCGUUCUUCGUUCGGGUGCCGCGAGCUCUCGAUGAUCCUGGACGUGGCCACUACUGGGCACUCGAUCCGUAUGCCGAGGAUCUGUCCAUUGGCGAGACGACGGGACGCCUGCGCCGCAGCAAUUGGCAGCAGAAUACGGGGGCGAGACCCAAGGUCACAGGUCAUCCCUAUCAGCGAAUGCCAUAUUAUGGGCACGGGCACGGUAACGGCCCAUAUAUCAAGGCACACAGCGCCUACUUCCCCAUAAUGGACCAUCAACACCAUGCCGCCAUGGUGCAGCACUACCAGGCCAUGAUGCACAGAUACCAGAUGAUGCCACAUCCUCACCAUCACCAGCAUCAGCAUCAGCAUCAGCAUCCUCAUUCUCAUUUCAUUCAGCAAUCAAAGCCCCUUCAUAUCCAGGAGCCAUAUCAUCAUACCCGCUACCAUCUUCACCAAGAGUGAAUUUCAGCAGUCUUAGAGGCGUGAAAACUCACUCAAAGACUACGAACUGUGAAAAUUCCUUCUUGGCGUAGAACGCGGCAAUGUUUUUAGCUUUAAAUCAUGUAGGGUAAUAUCCAUAGAAACUAUGCCCAGGCUUUAAAAUAUAUCGUAGUAAACGUUACGUGCAUUCUCAUAC
Drosophila melanogaster (fruit fly) is the source of this 981-nucleotide messenger RNA. It is a transcript of the gene fd19B, whose product is annotated as forkhead domain 19B. Gene Ontology annotation, cellular component: nucleus. The record is from RefSeq and is marked reviewed. NCBI's taxonomy places the organism in Eukaryota, Metazoa, Arthropoda, Insecta, Diptera, Drosophilidae. Gene Ontology annotation, biological process: regulation of DNA-templated transcription. Bases 24 to 806 code for a protein of 260 amino acids. Gene Ontology annotation, molecular function: sequence-specific DNA binding; DNA-binding transcription factor activity; DNA binding. The transcript has a single exon.